Diorhabda carinulata is the source of this 1922-nucleotide messenger RNA. RefSeq names its product 28S ribosomal protein S30, mitochondrial (gene mRpS30). Gene Ontology annotation, biological process: translation. Gene Ontology annotation, molecular function: structural constituent of ribosome. The transcript is spliced from 5 exons. Gene Ontology annotation, cellular component: mitochondrial large ribosomal subunit; mitochondrion; ribosome. Bases 247 to 1884 code for a protein of 545 amino acids. The record is from RefSeq and is a predicted model, not a curated record. NCBI's taxonomy places the organism in Eukaryota, Metazoa, Arthropoda, Insecta, Coleoptera, Chrysomelidae.
GUUGGACAAUAUUCAAAAAUAAGCAAUUCGUGGACGUCAAAUUUUUAAAAUGCGAAUGCGAUUGAUACUGAGAUAACAGCGAAAGACAAUUUGUAAAGUGCGCAUUGAUGCGUCGUUAAUCUGAUUCGGAAUCAAACCUGCGAACAAAGCUUUGAAUUUGAUGGAUGUCAUACACAAAUAAGAUUGAGGUUAUUUUAUAAUUGUAGAAAAAAGUUUCAAAUAAAUGUGAUUAAUAUAGAAUUUAUAAUGAGUGUUAUUCGUAUAAAUCGAUCUGUUCUACAACAUUUGCUCGGAUGUAGAUAUUCAUCGACAGUUAUCCGACAUGAAGAAGAGUACACUGCAACGCCAAAUUACCCUCCGAUACUAGAUAUUUCAUACAAAAAGACACGAGAACGAAAAACCGAUGCAUUGUAUGAAGAAAUAAAAGCCGUAAAAACGGUAGAAGAGAAACAAAUAAAAUUAAAUAUGCCGAGAUAUUAUGGAUACAAAAGUUAUCUGUUAUACGAAGACAAAUGCGAUUAUAAUAAUUUAGCAUUAACACAGCACGUAACUCGUACUCAUUUAAUAACAAACGAAACGUUACCUGAGUUUUAUUCAGGAAUUAAUGUCGAUGAAGUAACUAAUAAAUUAAAGGCGAAAAUAGAAGAAGCAGUUAGCAUAGAAAUUGAUGGCUACCAAAGAUUGCAUGAUAUUAAAAAUGAAGAUAUCACAGAAGCACAAAUUGAAGAUAUAAUAAGUAAUUCCUUAUGUAAACAAAUAAAUAGAAUUAUAGUAAACGAGUUAUUUACAGAUUAUUCACAUUUAAAAGAAGCACAGAUUGAUUGGAAUCCUAGGAUAGAGUCAUCUUGGUUUGUUGGUGGAAUGAAUAUUCCGGAUUAUAUAAGAAAAUCUAGGGAAGGCAGUGAAUGGAGAAAACAAUUUCUUGAUAAUCCUUUUGAUAGAUUAAUGUUUUAUAUUGGUUCCCCUAAUCUAGCAUUACGCUCAAAACUACCUUUAAAACCAAUAAUACCGCAUAGUGAUUCAGAAAAUCCAGAUUUGAAGGUACCGGAAUUUAAAUUUGAUCCAAGAGUUGUUGGUAUCACCUCAGAACAAAAGCACAUUGCUAAUAUCCCUGGAUUUUGGCCUGGUGAUCCCCACAAGUUCAGUUUACUAUCUUUUCAUAAAAGAGGUCACAUCCAUCGGAAUGAAAAGUACAAUGACCCUCAAGAUAAUAAAGAAGCUAUACAUAGGCAAGGUAUAUUAGCAUCGUUCGGUUGGUUACAAGCUCAAGCUAAUUAUUUAGGCUUCAAUACUUUUAAUGAUGUAACUUAUCCGUUGGUUACUCAAACAAUUGUUACUAGUGGGAAAAUUUGGUCGUUUUACGCUUAUCAGUUGAAUACGAUACGAUUCUGUGAAAGGUUUUACACAGAAAAUCCUAAACGUAACAUCUGCUGGGCAUUACCAGAAAUGAAAUUAUUCGAAACAGUGGAAAAUGGGAAAGUUGUCGGUUUCAAUGAUGAAGUUGUGAAAAAUAUAUUAAAAUUCUACAUGAACCCCCCAGAAAACAGACUGGGAGUUAAUUUGACACCGUAUUUAAGCAGCGAAGAAAAACUGUCAGCUGAUUAUAAGGACGAUGAAAAGAGACAGUGGUUAGAAGAAGUAUAUAAAUACGUAGCUUCUAAUCGCCCCAGACAUAGAUUAGGUUAUGAGGUUUACGAUUGGGAGAAGAUAUACAAGAUUGAUAAUAAAACUAGAUUUAUGGAUAAGAGAUUGAGGCCUUUCGAACUCUUCCAAAAUCCUUAUAGGAGAAAGUUGAAUGAAAGAUUUAUAAGGUAUAUUCCUAGGAAGUUCAGGGAGCAUUUGAAGAGGUAUCAAGGAAGAUUCGAAAAAGACUUUUGGCCUUAAAUAUAUUUUCUUCUACUGAUAAUAAAUUAUCAUUAAUA